AUGCAGGACAUGUCCUCGGACAAGUGCGCCUCCGCGCGCCUGAGGGCCUGCCGCGACGGGCACACCCUCUGCGGCGCCCUGUCGCUCGGCCAGGCCGCGUCGCCGGUGCAGGUCGCGUACCUGGAGGCAGCGAGGCUGUACGGCUCGCGCGGCUGCGCGGCGGGCACGCUGCAGGUAUCCAUGCUGUAUGAGGGCCUCAGCGCAAACGACAUUCGUGCGGAAUAUGCCAACCCAGCAGCGCGCGCUCUGGCCAACAUUACCGGCGUGGCGGGCAACAGGGUAAUGUGGGUCGUCGUGCCGGCCUCGGCGCCGGCGCCGGUGCAGGCGCAGGCAGCCGGCCAGGCGCGCGGCCUGCUGCAGGCGGCGUCCCAGUCGGCCCUGGCGCUGUUUGCGGUGGAGACCGGGUCGGCGGCGGCCACAGCUGCCGCGCAGCAGGUCGUAGUAGAGGCGGCGGCCGACGGCGGCGCGCAGCUGUUCGCAGCAAUGGCGGCGCAGGGCGUGCCGGUCAGCAGCGCCAAGCCCAGCGUCGCGGUCGCGGGCAGGCUCGUCCUCGCCGGCACGGCGGCCGCCAUGGCGCCGAGCGGCGGCGCGGUAGUGGGCGCCGGAGCGCCUGCGGGUGUCGGCGGCGCAAUUUCCGGCAAGUACGCAGGCAUCCGAAGGGCGUCCGGCAAGGCAGCCGCCCUCGACCCCGCCGUCACCAUCGGCGUCGCUGUCGGAGUGUCUGUGGGGGGCGCCUUCCUGAUCGCGCUCCUCUGUGGCAGCUGCUGCGUGUGGCACAAGCGGCGCCAGGCCAGGUGGCUGCGGCAGGGGCAGCCCUCCCAAGCGCGCCGCAUCACGGACUCUGCUGUGUUUGUUCCUGGCGAUGCCGAGAUCAUCGCCCCCAAGGCGUCCGUCAAGGCCAAAGCAACGCUGCACGACGAGUGA
Monoraphidium neglectum is the source of this 924-nucleotide messenger RNA. RefSeq lists its product as hypothetical. The coding region runs from base 1 to 924 and encodes 307 amino acids. The transcript has a single exon. The record is from RefSeq and is a predicted model, not a curated record. Lineage: Eukaryota; Viridiplantae; Chlorophyta; Chlorophyceae; Sphaeropleales; Selenastraceae.